GAAAUAAUAAGGAUUUGUUUUGGUUUCGCACCGGGACACAGGGACACGUAAUGGACUAAACAUUACAGAAAGACGUAUAUUUUCGUAUAUCAUCGCGACAGUCCGACAUGUUGCUGCUCAGAGAACACAUCUGACGACGUCUGGUUCCGGUUCACUCAGAGGUUCCAUGGCGCCACCUCAAAAGAACGUGCUUCCUAAGCCUCUCCCAGAGGGAUUCAUACUGAUAGACACUGAGAAAAGGAAAUGGAGGCUGGGGAAGAUCAUCGGUCAGGGCGGCUUUGGACUGAUUUAUCUUGCCUCUCGGGAUGUGGACAGACCUGCCGCAGCAAACACUGACUUUGUCAUAAAACUGGAGCACCAGGAGAAUGGUCCCCUGUUCUUGGAGCUCAAGUUCUACCAAAGGGCAGCCAAAGCAGAGAGCAUGGAAAAAUGGAUGCGCAGCAGGAAGUUGGACUUCCUGGGUAUCCCGACCUACUGGGGAUCAGGACUGGCUGAACAUAAUAACCUCAGGUACCGCUUCAUGGCCAUGGACCGACUGGGCACUGACCUCCAGAAAGUCUGCGAUCACAAUGCAGGUCGACUGAAAAAGACUACCGUGCUCCAGCUUGGUCGAGGACUGGUGGAUGUACUGGAGUAUAUCCAUGAGAACGAGUAUGUCCAUGCAGAUAUUAAAGCUGCCAAUCUCAUGCAGAGUUUCAGAGACCCUGAUAAGAUCUACCUUGCAGACUAUGGGCUGUCCUGCAGAUACUCUCCUGAAGGAGUCCACAAAGAAUACAAGGAAAACCCGAAGAAAGGCCACAAUGGAACCAUUGAGUACACAAGCCUUGAUGCCCACAAGGGGACUGCCCCAUCUAGACGAGGCGACCUCCAGAUUUUGGGUUUUUGUCUUCUUCACUGGUUGUGUGGGUCUCUGCCCUGGGACAGCUUUCUCAAGAACGCAGCUCAGGUCCAGGAGGCUAAGACCAGACUGAUGGAUAAUCUGCCACACUCAGUCCAGCAGCUGUCAGUGAGCAGAGCCAGCACAGAUGAGGUGGCUGCAUUCCUCCUUUAUGUUAAAACUCUGGGCUACCAGGAUAAACCAGACUACCAGCAUGCCAAAGACCUAUUGGCCAGUGCUGUCAGGGGACACCUUGACUUCUCCAUCCCUGAAGGUCCAGCAAUGGCAUCAUCCACAAGGGUCGUAGAUCCUGGCACCAGGGAAAAGCAGAAAGCAGGACGAGCCAGAGCCUCCAAAGCCAAGCCUGUGGUUACAGGGAUGGAUGAAGAGGAACAGGAGGGAAUGAAGUCCAAACAAGUGCCGGCUCAAUCAAGAAGAGGACCAGUCGUCUCUAAAACUCAAUCACAGAAGGAUGAGGUUUUGCCUGCUGUCAGAAGAUCACAGAGGCCAAGGACUGAACCUGUAAACACUUAUAAAGAUGAUAGUGAAGAUGAGGAUGAAGAGGAGAAGGAGGAUGAAGAAGUUUCCAGACUCAGACCUAUUCCUGCAUGCUAUCUCCGAGGCCCUCCCAUAGGCCCCAGAACUCAGUCUAAAAAGAACACUGAACUCAAAAAGACCUCCAGGAAAGGAGACAGCCCAACUGUGACCUCGGUGAGACUGGAGCGAGGAGUCCACUCCAAAAUGAAACAACCCAUAUUCCCUGGCUGUGACAGUAAGAGCCAAACACACAAUGCCUGCAGGGGAGGGUGGGAUGAAAGGCUGCACAGCCACCCUGCAGGACGCAGCCGUCAGCAGCGGUGGGACAGUGAUCCCUGCUCUGAACACACUGACGGGUGUGGUGACUGGGGAACGUCCACUCUCACAGGCGCAGGAUGGGCAGCUGGUCCAAACCAGAUGAUAGGCCCCUGCUGGUUUGUCUUUAUGGGCAUCUCCUUUUUCUUGGGUGCGUUUGUUUUUGCGGUUUGCCAAAGUGCACUUAACCCCUUUUGA
Molecule: messenger RNA, 1927 nt
Organism: Platichthys flesus (European flounder)
Lineage: Eukaryota; Metazoa; Chordata; Actinopteri; Pleuronectiformes; Pleuronectidae
Gene: vrk2
Product: VRK serine/threonine kinase 2
Exons: 14
Coding region: 167-1927 (586 amino acids)
Biological process (GO): signal transduction; peptidyl-serine phosphorylation
Cellular component (GO): nucleus; cytoplasm
Molecular function (GO): ATP binding; protein serine/threonine kinase activity
Source: RefSeq, a predicted model, not a curated record